Equus caballus (horse) is the source of this 8396-nucleotide messenger RNA. RefSeq names its product calcium voltage-gated channel auxiliary subunit beta 4 (gene CACNB4). NCBI's taxonomy places the organism in Eukaryota, Metazoa, Chordata, Mammalia, Perissodactyla, Equidae. Gene Ontology annotation, molecular function: protein binding; voltage-gated calcium channel activity. Gene Ontology annotation, cellular component: voltage-gated calcium channel complex. The record is from RefSeq and is a predicted model, not a curated record. Gene Ontology annotation, biological process: calcium ion transmembrane transport.
CUUAACAGCGAGUGGUUAAAAAAAUCAAACUAAAGAGACAUUAAAAAUUUUGCAUCUAGAUAAAGGCUUUUGAGAGCUUUUGGUUUCUUUUUCAAAACUUCCCUGAUUGGGUCGCAGAGGUGUUUUCUUCCUAGUGAGGCAGAGAGACUAGUGACAAUAUUGAAAAGUUUUACACUAGAAAUUCCCACAAAAAAAGCUUACCAUCUGCUUAUUUGAUUCAUUUUCCCUUUCCCCUUUUCUUUUUAAUUUAAAUGACUUAUUGCCCAUUUGACUUAAAUUGCGUCUGUUAAGUACAGAUGUCGGAUGGAGAUUAGUAUCAGUUCACCUGUCUUUACACAAUAUCCUCUGAAGAUAAAAUUUCUCCUUUGCUCCCUCACCCUCUUCCAGUUGCGAAUUUAAUUGGAUGAGCAGUUGCAUUUAGAGUAUUCAAUAGUCUGCCUUUCCAAACAUUCCAAGCAGCCCUUUAGAUACUGAUUAAGUGUUUCUUGCAGAACUCUACGAUACAGGGGAAACAGGAAGCAGCUCUGUGCUGUGUAGGAUGCUCUGAGUCGCCCUCCGCUCUCCGAGGGAACGCUCUUCAGCUGACUGAAGCAGGGAAACCGAGCCAAUCAGAGGGCGCUUUCCUAGCUCAGUCACCGGUCUGUGGUUGAGGAAGGGUUUUGCUUUUUUAUGCUCUGUGUUGGGAAGGCAGAAUAAAUGCCAGGUCUGGACUGCCUCUGGGGAUAGCCUCACCCUGUGGGAUGUGAAUGAAUAGCAUCUUGCCUGGUGAACCCACAGGAAUUGAUAAGGCAGGCGCAGUUCUUCCACAAAGGCCUUUUCUGUCUUUUAGCUCCAGCUGUGGCUUCUGUAGCAAUUUUGUUUUUGCCUGGGAAGAGGCGCUCUGGAUUAUCAGACCUCCAUGUAUGACAAUUUGUACCUGCAUGGAAUUGAAGACUCGGAGGCUGAAGAAUAAUGUGAUGUGUUACCCAAGAUGGUGUGAACAGAGCAUCAAGCCAAUGGAGAAGACUAGGCCUAAAUAGCUGACCCGGUGAAGUGAAAAAUAAAGCCACACCUGGAGUGCCACAUCCUCAGCAGUCUUUCUCAGUGCCAAUGCAUUUAUGGCUGGUUCAGCGGAUUCCUACACAAGCAGGCCGUCUGACUCUGAUGUCUCUUUGGAAGAGGAUCGGGAAGCGAUUCGGCAGGAGAGAGAGCAGCAAGCCGCUAUCCAGCUUGAGAGAGCAAAGUCCAAACCUGUAGCAUUUGCUGUGAAGACGAACGUGAGCUACUGUGGGGCCUUGGACGAGGAUGUGCCUGUUCCAAGCACGGCCAUCUCCUUUGAUGCCAAGGACUUUCUACACAUUAAAGAGAAAUAUAACAAUGACUGGUGGAUAGGAAGGCUGGUGAAAGAAGGUUGUGAGAUUGGUUUCAUCCCAAGUCCGCUUAGAUUGGAGAAUAUACGGAUACAGCAAGAACAAAAAAGAGGACGUUUUCACGGCGGGAAAUCCAGUGGGAAUUCUUCUUCAAGUCUUGGAGAAAUGGUAUCAGGGACAUUUCGAGCAACACCCACAUCAACAGCAAAACAGAAGCAAAAAGUGACGGAGCACAUUCCUCCUUAUGACGUUGUGCCAUCCAUGCGUCCGGUGGUGUUAGUGGGGCCGUCACUGAAGGGUUAUGAGGUAACAGACAUGAUGCAGAAAGCCCUCUUUGAUUUCCUGAAGCACAGGUUUGAUGGGAGGAUAUCAAUAACGAGAGUGACGGCUGACAUUUCUCUUGCUAAGAGGUCUGUCCUAAAUAAUCCAAGCAAGAGAGCAAUAAUUGAACGUUCGAACACUCGGUCCAGCUUAGCGGAAGUACAAAGUGAAAUUGAAAGAAUCUUUGAGUUGGCAAGAUCUUUGCAGCUGGUCGUUCUUGAUGCAGACACCAUCAAUCACCCAGCACAACUUAUAAAGACUUCCUUAGCACCAAUUAUUGUCCAUGUAAAAGUCUCAUCUCCAAAGGUUUUACAGCGGUUGAUUAAAUCUAGAGGAAAGUCCCAAAGUAAACACUUAAACGUUCAACUGGUGGCAGCUGAUAAACUUGCACAAUGCCCCCCAGAAAUGUUUGAUGUUAUAUUGGAUGAAAAUCAGCUGGAGGAUGCAUGUGAACAUCUGGGAGAGUAUCUGGAGGCAUACUGGCGUGCUACCCACACAACCAGCAGCACCCCCAUGACCCCGCUGCUGGGAAGGAAUUUGGGGUCGACAGCACUCUCACCAUACCCCACGGCAAUUUCUGGGUUACAGAGUCAACGUAUGAGGCACAGCAACCAUUCUACAGAGAACUCUCCAAUUGAAAGACGAAGUCUAAUGACCUCUGAUGAAAAUUAUCACAACGAAAGGGCUCGGAAGAGUAGGAACCGCUUGUCUUCCAGUUCCCAGCAUAGCCGAGAUCAUUACCCUCUUGUGGAAGAAGAUUACCCUGACUCAUACCAGGACACUUACAAACCCCAUAGGAACCGAGGAUCGCCUGGGGGAUACAGCCAUGACUCCCGACAUCGGCUCUGAGUCUGCAGAAACAAACGAAAAUUCAUCUGUUGACAAUUUGCCAUAGCCUUGCUAGGAUAAACCCAUCAUCUUAACUUGGCAAGUACAGCACAGUAUUUACUGUGCUGAUGGGCUGCUGUCAUUUGAUGCUAAGUAAGGGGCAAAAAAAUGUACAUUAUGCCCUUAAGUCUAGAUGGAUAUUAGAUGCCCAAUCAUAUAGAUAUUUUUAAGUGCAACAUUUACAUAACAGUACCUUUUGUUUUCUUCAUUAGAUUUAGACACAUCAAUUUGUAAUUUAGGGUACUUAUCAAGGCACAUAUAAAAUAAUUUCCCGCGCUGGAAAUUCCAAAUGACCAGUUCCAGUUGGAACCAAUUUAUAAACCAAUUCCUGUUGGAAUUUGGGUGAAUCGACUGGAAAGUCUACUUGAGCAUGUUGCAAUCAAUUAAAAAAUCUGGGAAAAAAAACCCACAACGAAUUAGUAAGAAAAUCAAAAGACCAGUAGAAGUCAAAACCAGCUAUGGUAUUUAUUUGCUGGAUGCUAAAUUUACACUUAAAGUUAGAAUGUAUAAACAUUUUAAUAUAUGUUAAAUGUUGCCAGAAUGGCUUUUCAAACUUGCCAGAUGUAUUGAUAUUGCCAAAAAAAUCUCAAAUUAAUGCAGAAAUUUUACAGUCUCCUCAGAUUUUAAUAUUUUUAUUUCUUUUCUGGCACAGCUGUUGUAUUCAAAGUGUUUUUCUUUUUGUUUAGUCACUAGUGUUAGCUCGUUUGAAGUUGGCAAAAAAACUCAAAGUUUCUGUAGCAGUGAGAGCAAAUAGUAAAGAGAACUCCCAGUCAUAGCUGGUUAUGUGACAUGGAAAGUGGGGUGUUGUUUCCCCUUUAAUCAAUCUGAGCACAACUACAUAUAUCCAAGAAUCUGGAGUCAGACAGUAAGGAUGGGUAGAGAUCCUCCUGAACGUAGAGCUAAACAUCUCCCGAUGGAAAUUCAUCUAUCCCACUUACCACAAACACGGGUUCGGUAUUUCCUGCCAGUGCAGUUGAAUAUCUUUCCACUGCUUUAUUCAGUCUCUGUCUUUGAGUAUCUGAAUGUUCUAGCCCUUCACCAGAUUCUUUGUAAUCACGCCGGGGAUUUUUGUUUUAUGUGGACACAUUCAAUUUUGAUAUUGAUAGCUGUGUUUAUACCAAACAAUUAAUUGAAAAGCGUGAAAGCAAAUGAUGAAUUUAAAAACUUGCAAUAAAAAAUAAGCUCAGACUCAGAAUAUAUUUGUUCACUAAAAUUAUAGCAUUUUUAUGGCAGAGAAUUAUAAAGAAUUUGGAGUUGAGUUGCCUUAUUUCUAAUGAACACUCCUCUUCACCUAUUACGUCUUCAGAGUUUUUCCAGUGGCUAUAAUUAUGGAAUUGGUGAUCUUAUGUCUUAUAUUAUCAAGGAAGCCUUAGAUUCACUAUGGUCCAAGAAAUUAUUGAAAUUGACCCUUUUAUACAAUACACAAAUGUCUUCAGGAAAAGACUUUUGUUUCUAAAAGUCCAUAAUGCAUGCAAUUUUCUAAAGCUCCAGUAGGACCAGGCAUAAGAAUCUUUUUCUACUGGUGCAUGUCAUGAAGCCUAUUUUUUGAAAACAAUAGUAAUUCAUUUUCUAUUAUCUUAUCCCCCGCCCUCCAAGCCUUUCAAUAUUUAGGCUCUCAAAGCAUGCACCAGUUAAAUAAUUUUCCUGACCAUGAAAAUAAGUUCCAUAUUCUUGAUUAGUUACACAUAUCUUGAAUCUCAUUAUAACCUCUCACAUUGCCUCGCCCCAUUCACUGUACAUACCUCAUUAUGAACCUGUUUAGCUGAUGAUGAGGAUGCCUAUAAUUAUGUAAGUUAUCUCAAAUAUUUCAUACAAUCAAAAAACAUGGGCUCAGUAAAUUCUAAAAGUUAACAUGUGAUACUGGUUUGUGAGGUUCUUUUAUCAUCUAGUGAAGCUUACAGAACUUUCAGUUAAGACAUUUAAAGAGCUGUAUCCAUUAAGCACUUUAAUAAACAUAUAACCUGCCAUUACGGAAUACUUUGUUCGAGCACAGAAGAGCAUUUUCCAGCAAACAAAAAUAUAUUUAUUACAUGUACAGCACAUAUUUGCAUGAGAAAGAAAACAUUAGCCAAAACAUUUUUCUAUAUGCUUUACUGGUUUCUUGUUUGUGCGCAUUAAAGUAUUUAAUUGCAAAGAGUGCACCAAGGUGUAUAAAUUUAGACUAGACAGCUGUUCAGCUUUUUCUGUAGUAGCAUUAGCAAUCUGGUCAUUUAACUACUUUAAGAUAUUUACAUUUUAUGGCAGGUAGCUGUAACAGCACUUACAUAUAUUUCCUAGUCAGCAAGACUACCAUAUUCUUUCAAGUUUUAAAAAUCGUUUGUUUUUAAAGGCUUCUCAAAGCCUUCUUUCUAAGUCUUCCAUGUCGUGCUGAUAAAGAGCAAGGUCCAUUCAAUAUCUGUGCACAGAACCAAUCUGUCAUUUACUAUCAAGUGUCCAUACCUGUUUUGCUUUACAUUCUUAUUCAACAGCUAACAAUCUUGGAAAGGGUAUAAUGUAUAUUUUCUUGAUAGAUAUAUUUAAAUUUUUACUUUAAUUUGGCAUAUUCUUUCCCCUUCCUUUUGUAAUAAGUUUAUCUUCUCCAAAUGAAUAAGAGAUAUGUAUUUUCCAUUUUUUUAAGUCAGAGUUUAUCAUGUAAAUGAUACUAAAAUACAGAUAUAUACUAAAAGAAAAGUUUUAUUUUUGCCAAGCAUAUCAAGCACCUUUGGAAAAUACAUCUUCCAUAAGUACUUUGUUUUUAACUGAUUUCAUUUAAAAAUAGUGAAUGAUAAGCAGGAGAAACAAGUCUUAUAAUGUUUUGAGGCUGUUUUAACUUGUAGUAUCAUCCACAUAUUCUGUAAUUUCAGUAUAUGUAAUUUCAGAAUAUGUAAAUUACAUAUUUUAUAAUUUCAGUCAGUGAACAUGUAACAGUGUAGACUCAUGUGACAGUUUGGAAAUGUAGUCCUGGACAAAAAGGAAUGCCAAUCCUGAUGUUAAUUCUCAAGGCUGUAAUGUGACUCCAAUAUUAUAAUCAACAUGUUAUCUUGUUUACUCUAAUAUUUAAAGCAACACUUAGAAAUGUUUAUAAAUUACGGAUGAUUCUCUCUUAUCUUUAUACAGUUCUAUUGGAAAGAAAAUUGAAAAUAACAAUUUAGAUUGAUAGCCUUUCCUAUUAAGCAGUCUUAAUUAUGUGAUGAUAUGUCAUUGCACUUAGUCCUUAAUGAAAUGAAUUUUUUAAAUAUAAAACAAAUUCUGAGAAAAUUAUUUGUUCCCUUUGAAUAAUUUGUUAAUUACUUUAAUUAUUGUUGUUGUUUGCUAAAUGUAUUUUUGGAAUGUUAACCUCUUUUCAUACCUGCAUACUUGAACUUGUCUAUUGUGUGGGGGCCUUAAAAUUCAUAAUAGGAAGCUAGGGCAGUGAAAGGGAGGGAGAGAAGGAAAUUAUGCCAAAAGAUGGUUUGCAAAUUUAAACUCUUUGAAUGAACAUAUCAUAAAAUAGUGUUGAGACCCAGGAUGUCAGUUAAGGAUAUUUCUAAGCAACCUUAAUUUGCAUGCUAGUGUAUUUUCACAGUUAUACAGUUUUAUUUUGGUAUUUGCUAAAAAAUAAAAACAAUGUAAUGCCACUAUAGAAAUUGCCCUAUAUGUUGAUAUUUAUACUACCUCUUCUCUAGAGAAGACAAUCUGUCUUUAAAGAGAAAAACACUCUUAAUAAGUAGUGAUCCAAUUUAUUACUCUUACUGCUAACCUUGCUGCAAAGCUAAAUUGUUAAAAUAUACUUUCCCUUUAGGUUUUAAAUUGUUUACAUAAUGCUCUUGACACCCUUUGAUUCCUUCCAUGUUAGAGAAUUUUUCUUUGAAUGGGUUCACAGCUUAUUCAGGAAGCAAGGGUAAUUUAAUAAAUCAGUCAUCAUAGGGAACAAAACGAACUGCAAGGGAAUUGCCUUUGUGUGCAGCUUGUUUUAAUAUCUAGCUCUAAGUCUAAAAGAGAGAGAUCCAGAGACUCAAUGUUUAAGUGCAGCUGGUUUGCAAAUUCAAAUGUUGUUGACCCUUGAUUUCUCCUAUGGACACUUAGCCAUUUACUUGGUAAGGAUAUGCAUUAUCUUGGACUCCCAUGUCAUUGGAACAAACGUCAUAUAAAUGUUUUAAAUAAAUGGGAAUGUCCCCCUUAUUUCUCUUAUAUUUCUGCCUUUGUCUUUCAUGACAAUGUUGCAUGUUGUUUUCUUUUUUAAUAAUAUAAAAUUCGUCUUUGAAUGACUAUAUGAAUAAAAACAUUAUAGGAAAUUAUGUAAUAAAAUGUUUCUUUGGUUCCUCAUACCUUUAAAUAUUGUCAAUACUAUAACUGUUACUAAGUUAUUUACUCAAGCUGUGUCUGUAGGGCAGUUAACAGCCCUCCUCUUUUAAAUGAUAAUCAUGACCAAACUAGUCAGACAGACAACAAGGAUAACUCUUUUCUUGCUGACUUAAGCAGUCAAGUUGGUCAAAAUAGUAAAAUUGGUUUAUGUGGGCAGAGAGAGCUACAGCAUUUAAAAAUUACUUUUAAAAAGUUUCUUCUUUUAUUAAAAUGAACUUUCUCAAAUGAAAUACAUCCUCUUAUAGCAGCUAUCUCUGUCUACUUACGGAUGAUUUAAUCCCAAAUGCCUCAUGUAAUUGAGGGCCAUUAUGAGAGGAAUAGAAGAUAUCUCAUCAGAUAAUCUUGACUAAGGGCUGUAACUCCCAUUUACCAUGAAAAAAGUAUAAAAAUGAAUAGGAAUGAGUUUGGGGGAGGCAUAGUUACAUAUGAAACAUUCCUUUGUUUCUUUUGAUGUAUGUAAAAUGUUUGAAGAAAAAUGGUAGAAAAAUAUUAUUAAUGAAUUUAGAGUGGUUUGGGAGAGUACACUGAUGCUUCCUCUGUGAAAAUUAUAAGGAGUGAAAAUGAGACCUAAGAACCAAAAGUGGCUGGCCUCUAGCUUUUCAAUACUUUGUAAGUGUUCUUGGUUAUGUUUUGAACACUUAAAUUUCUCAACAAAUGGCUAUGUCUAUAUUUAUGUAGGGGCCACUGUUGUCCUACUUGCAUGCCACUUUCACACACUUUUAACUGAAAUCAGUGUGAAUUCUGUAUGCGUACAGGAUGUAUUAAAGAGGCAGGAUCAUUAAUGCUAUAUUGUUGCAUACUAUUUUUCAUAUGCCUUACAAUAUUUUCUGGGACAUUAUUAAAAUGAAAGCAUUUUAUUGCCAAAAUAAAUCUAUGUUGUUAUUUCUAAUCUGCAUUAGCAGUAGAAAAAUAAAUAAUGUAGCAAAAACAUAUAUUGUACAGUACAAAAUUAUAAAAGAUAUAUAUUUUGCCAAUAAUAUGAAAAUAGAUCGAGGAGAAAGAAGCACAUUUGUUAUAGCACAAACUUACAACAAAAUCCACUGUUAAAUUUAGCAGUUGUAUUUUUUAAAAGUAUAUGGAUUUAGUUUUAAGUUUUAUCAGAUUUAUUUCAUCUACCAUCUGUUUAAUUUGCUGCUUGAUACUUUUCCAGCAAUUUACUUCAUAGCCUUGCAAUCUGUGGAUGUAAUCUUUUAUUUUAUUCCCUUCCAUAAAACUCAUUAAAUUUUAUUUUGUGAUAAGACUCAUACUAUAUUUAUUGUUCUUAUUUCUUCUCCUUCAAUAACAACUACAAAAAGUAAUGGCAAGUGAACUCAAAGGGCUUCUCUGAAUUUUGGACAUGUUUAAAAUGUUUUAUAUUUUUCACAGCCUAAAGUCAGAAUCAUAUAUAAAGAUGUCCCAACAACAACAACAAAAGUAUUUAGGGAUUCUUCAAUUUGUUUCAUACUGAAUACUAUUUUGAAACAUAAGUUAAACCCAUUCACUGUUUUUUUUGAAGGGGUGGCGGGAGGGAAAAAA